Molecule: messenger RNA, 1615 nt
Organism: Polyodon spathula (Mississippi paddlefish)
Lineage: Eukaryota; Metazoa; Chordata; Actinopteri; Acipenseriformes; Polyodontidae
Product: serine-rich coiled-coil domain-containing protein 1-like
Exons: 5
Coding region: 9-371 (120 amino acids)
Source: RefSeq, a predicted model, not a curated record
GCACAGAAAUGAGUCCUGCCAGCAGCGUCCAUUCCCUUCCAGUGAGCCCAGGCACUGAAAAACAACUUCUGUCUAAGGAUGUAACGAAAGGUGAACGAUCCUCGCUCAUGCUACAGCUUAAAGAAAAAGACGACUUGAUUUUGAAGCUUCAGGAUGAGCUGGCAAAAGCGCAGAGUUUGGAAAAAUCUGUUUCCCACAGAAUGGACAAAUCUACACAAACGGAAAUCAUUGGCCAUGAUGGCACGGCUUAUGGAAGUGCUCCUGUACCUUCUCGCAGACAACUAUGUUAUAUGUCUAAACAGACCUAUGAACCAAAACCUCAACUCAAGGGACAGAAGGUUAGUGCAUACUCCCAUAGAGGACCAAUUUAGCCGACCAUCUUCAGACAGACCAGUCACCUGCGAGAGCAAAAUCUGCCAGGCACCCAGCUUGUACUUCAGCAACCUUUUAAAACAACAAGAGGCAUCGCAUGCACCCCAACACAAGACUGCUGUACCUACUGCCAGUCUCACACACAACCACCGAGGUAGCCGCUCCGACACCAGCAGCCUCUACCGGAGCAAAAGCAAUCAAGUGUCUGACACAGAGAGCUUUCCUGUUGUCUCUGCUUGUCAGAGGGAGAAGAUUGCUUUGCCCAAGCAACACUCCACUUUCAAAGGCAGGCUUGGACAACCUCCAAGGGGACCCCUCUCCUUGCACAUGUACAGCAGGAAGAAUGUCUUUCUUCAGCACACUUUACAGACUGCAGAGCUGCAGAGUCUCAGCCCACAUGAUGUGUGAACUGUAUUGAAAGUUUUCUCCCUCAUCCCUUUCUACUAAUUCAUAAAAAUAAUGUGAUUAAGGCAUGUGGGAAAUGCUUCUGUGUUGUAAUUGCCAAGCCUCCUGUCACUGCUCCUUUUAAUGUUAUCAAAAUCUGCUGUUUCUGCUUCCCCCUAUAGCAACAAAAACAGAUUCCUAUGUUAAUAGUUGCCAUUCCAUUUAUGGCACAAUUACAACAAACUGUAAUUUGUUAAUAUUACAGAUUCUACUCAAUUUGACACUAGGCGGCAGGGGGUUACAGAUUUGUAGUAAAAUCUGAAUUUUUGUGGCACGUUUAAGGACUAUCAUGAAAGUCAUGUAUAUGAAAAUAUGUUUCCAUUUAAGCUUAGUUUGGAUUUUUUUUUUGUUGUUGCUCCAAGUGCUAUGAUUCACUACUCUAUUAAUUCAAUUUUUUGUACAGACACAUGCUAAAAUGGAUGCUGCUCUGUUGUUUAACCACAUUUAUAGAAAAUGUAUUUGUACAUUGUCCUUUUCAACACAUGUUUUAACCCUUUCCCCUAAAUACUGCUGUAUCAAGAAUGAGCAGUUAAAUAGUUAAAAAAAAAAAAAAAAAAGUCACCAGCAAAGAGCUGCUAAAAGUUGUAAUUGCAUGCUGUCCGCGGUCAACAGCUUUCUUUACUGUGCAUUGCCCCUUGUCCUAUCAAUAGCCAUUUAAAAGGUGAGAGCUUUAAAGCUGAACACUUCAAUGUUAAACAGCAACAGCAGCAUGAUAUUUAAUUGUAGGAAGCAUCAGUGCUGCCAAAACUUUUUAACUUGCUUUUAAAGAAAUAAAAAAAAUUAAAACAUUAAGAGAUAU